AUGAGGAGAAGUAUCAAAAGGAACAAGAGAAACAUUAGCGACUUGCCUGACGAUUUAUUGCUGAAAAUUUGGUCGUUGCUUCCGGCAAAAGAUGCUGUGGCAACGAGUGUCUUGUCUAAACGAUGGCACUUUCUUUGGAAACAGCAAGAUGUUGAUUACGUAGAGCUUUGUUUUGAAUGCUCUAUCCUCUGGGUAGAUUUAAUACUACACUAUUCCCCUACGCCUACUCGAGGAACACCGCCGGCCUUUCCCUGUACGCGAAUUAUCACCGACUUGGCUGAUCUCUACAGAGAUCCCCCACCUCCACCCCCGCGCCCACCCCCGCCCCCGAAAUUGCCUUUAGUUAGUUUGAUGUGUCGUCUCAAAGCUAAAGCGUGUAUCGAGUGUAGGAAAAGAACAAACGCAGAUAAAAGGUUUACGAUUUUCAUCUUUCACGGAGGGAGGGAAUUGCCGACAGACGUAUUUACAUGGACCAAAGAGAAACAUGAGAUGGAGAUUGCGUUCACUAUCUGUGGGAGGACUACAAUAAAGUAUUGUCUCUCACUCAAUGAUCGUUUUGUGAUUUAA
Microthlaspi erraticum is the source of this 567-nucleotide messenger RNA. Lineage: Eukaryota; Viridiplantae; Streptophyta; Magnoliopsida; Brassicales; Brassicaceae. The record is from the annotation of a GenBank genome assembly.